CCUAAACUAUAUAGAUGGUAAUUUCUAAAUUGGCAUUAGAUACUAAAGAUAUCAAACAUUGAAAUGAAUAUAGAUUUUCAGUAAUAUACAUUAAUUUUAAAGUGUUACCAUUAUGUUUGAAUCAAGUGUUUUAAAUGGACUAACACGAUUAAGUGUUGAAAUUGGAAGUAGUAAAAGUCGAACUGAUGAUGAUUUUAUUGAUAGAAUUAAUCAUUCAUAUACAACAACUGUACUUAUGAUAUGUACACUUGUAAUAAUGGGUAGACAAUUUAUUGGUAAACCAAUAGCAUGUUGGACACCGAAUGAAUUUACUAGUGCACAAGUUGAAUAUGCUACAUUAGUAUGUUGGGUAACUUCAACUUAUUUUAUAUCACCUGAUCAACCAACAAUACCAUCAGAUUUACCGUUACGUAGAAAAGAUUCUAUACAUUAUUAUCAGUGGGUGCCAUUCUUGUUAAUGUUACAAGCUGCAAUGUUUUCAAUACCAUGUAUUAUAUGGCGUUUAUUCAACUGGCAAUCACGUAUUCAUCUGUGGACUGUAAUGGACUUAGCUAGUAAAGCUGGUGAUCUUGAAGAAACACUACACUCUAGUGUAAAUCAUCUUGAAUAUAUUGUUAAACAUUUAGAAGAUGCUCUUAUUAUUCGACAUCGAUAUAAGCAAAGUCGUAAAAAUAACAGUUCCAUUUCAACGGCACAAACAUCUGUAUCUAGUCCAGCUAAUACAAAUGAACAAAUAGUAAAUAAAGAUAAUUCCUGGUAUGCUAUACUUCCGCUUACAAUAAGCAAUAGAUCACGUAUUCCUGGUCCACGACCUUGUUCACCACAAUCAAGCAGUUAUCUUAAUGGAUUAUACUUAAUUAUUAAAGCGCUUUAUGUUUUUAAUUCAACUGGACAAUUAUUUUUGUUAGCUAGGUUCUUAGGUCAAACCACAAUAUUUUUGGACCACAAAUGUUAAUUGAUCUUAUAAUUGGUACACAGUGGUAUCAAAGUGGAAAUUUUCCACGUGUUUCAUUUUGUGAUUUAGAUAUGCGUAAAAUGGGA
Molecule: messenger RNA, 1041 nt
Organism: Schistosoma mattheei
Lineage: Eukaryota; Metazoa; Platyhelminthes; Trematoda; Strigeidida; Schistosomatidae
Source: the annotation of a GenBank genome assembly